Xyrauchen texanus (razorback sucker) is the source of this 1733-nucleotide messenger RNA. RefSeq names its product serine protease 33-like. Gene Ontology annotation, biological process: proteolysis. The transcript is spliced from 7 exons. NCBI's taxonomy places the organism in Eukaryota, Metazoa, Chordata, Actinopteri, Cypriniformes, Catostomidae. The record is from RefSeq and is a predicted model, not a curated record. The coding region runs from base 185 to 1114 and encodes 309 amino acids. Gene Ontology annotation, molecular function: serine-type endopeptidase activity.
GUCGAACAAUCGAAAAACAUUUUUUUCCAAGAGCGAAACGUCCGACGGAUUGAUGGUCAGUAAUCUUUAGACUUCGUCUAGUAAAAUCAUCGUUUUAAAGAUUUGCGUUUUUCCCCACGGUAUUAUCAACUCCUGCUUUGAUCAAGAUUGACUUUUCUUAAGAGACCAGAAGUAGGGUUUUUAUAUGAUGCGGAGCACAUCGUAUUGUUGGAUUGCCUUCUUGGUGUUGAUUGGGUUAUGGAUGGUCGCGGCUCAAGAAUGUGGUCGGCCACAAAUGUUUAACAGGAUUGUUGGAGGUUCUUCUGCGGCAGAUGGAGCUUGGCCUUGGCAGGUGGAUAUUCAGACUGAGAGUCAAGGACAUAUUUGUGGAGGAAGUGUCAUUUCAGAGAACUGGGUUCUGUCUGCUGCGCAUUGCUUUCCCAACCCUAAUGACGUCUCCUCCUACAUCAUUUAUGUAGGCCGGCAGCAGCUGCAUGGUUGGAACCCAGAUGAGACCAUUCAUAGAGUCCGUCAGGUGGUGGUUCCGACAGGGUACACAGACCCUCAGCUGGGCCAGGACAUUGCCCUUGUGGAACUGGCCUCACCUGUUACAUGGACUGAGCGCAUUCAGCCGAUCUGCUUGCCCACAGCCAGUUCUCAGUUCAGCAGUGAUAUGAAGUGCAUGAUCACUGGAUGGGGUGACAUCAGAGAUGGAGUUGCUCUGCAGGGGUUUGGGCCAUUACAGGAAGUGCAGGUGCCUAUCAUUGACUCGAAGACUUGUCAGGAUAUGUUUCUGAUAAACCCCACAGAGAAUAUUGACAUCCGUUUUGACAUGAUGUGUGCUGGCUUCCAAGAAGGGGGCAAGGACUCAUGCCAGGGUGAUUCUGGUGGCCCUCUGGUGUGUCAGGUUAGUGAUGGUACCUGGGUGCAGGCUGGAAUUGUGAGCUUUGGUCUUGGCUGUGCUAAAGCAAACCGACCAGGAGUCUAUGCCAAAACCUCUAGUUUUACUAGCUUCAUCCUGUCCAAUGCUGGAGGAGUCCAGCUGAAGAGUGGAUCAAGUCAAAAUUGGGCUGACAGGGUCAUGGUACUUAUCAGGACUGCAAUUCUAGUGUUAUUGGUACAAAUGCUGAGAUAAACACCUUGACCCUUGUUUAUGCUAAAAGCCCACCCAAAAAGAGGCAAUUAUCGUCAUAACAUAUAGGAUUACAGUCCUUUAAAUUAGCUUUUUAUGAAUUUCUACUUUUACAAAACUUCAUUGUAUGUACUUUCCUAUUUGGUUUGUAAUAAAUAUUCCCGACAUGCUAAAUAAUGUAAAAAUGUUUGCAUGUACUCUCUGAAAUCUUUGAAAGUCUGAAAUUAUUAACUGUGUUAAGAGUGGCAAUAGGAAUAAAUGAGUGAUUAUACUGUGCACAUGCACUCUUAAAAUUAAACAGAAAAAGCCUACAGUUAACAAAUCAAACACAAUUAUUACAAUUUUAGUUGAGAUAUUAGUCGAGAUUAUGCAAAUGUAGCCUGGGAUAGUUACCUCAAUGGCAGCUGAGAUUUAUUGUGAAAUUUCUCAAGUAUAAAGCACACUAAAAGAAAUGAUCCCCCAUUUUGCAUAGUAAUUAUGAAUGUUACAUAACGUUUUAUCAUGUAAAUUUUCCAUCUGAACACUAAUGCAAUUUGAUUCUGGUUUAAUACCUUUAUCUAUCGAACCAAUUGUAUUUUUGUAUCUUUUGGUCACUUGUUUUCUGUAAAUAAAGUAAUUUUUG